This is a messenger RNA of Pochonia chlamydosporia 170, 2133 nucleotides long. RefSeq names its product ABC fatty acid transporter. The record is from RefSeq and is a predicted model, not a curated record. Lineage: Eukaryota; Fungi; Ascomycota; Sordariomycetes; Hypocreales; Clavicipitaceae. Gene Ontology annotation, molecular function: long-chain fatty acid transmembrane transporter activity; ATP hydrolysis activity; ATP binding. The transcript is spliced from 4 exons. The coding region runs from base 1 to 2133 and encodes 710 amino acids. Gene Ontology annotation, biological process: very long-chain fatty acid catabolic process; long-chain fatty acid import into peroxisome; fatty acid beta-oxidation. Gene Ontology annotation, cellular component: peroxisomal membrane.
AUGGCGUCUCAAUCCAAAGUCUCCCUCCCGGGGGACCGCACCGUCCGCGGCAUCGUCAUGGAGCUCACACGACUCUACCUGUCAAACCGGACACGCAUCUCCCGCGCCAUCUGGAUCACCCUCUUCGUCGCCCUCGUCAACCGCGUACGCCACGCCAUUUCCGAGCAAAAGGCUGCGUCGGCGCGUGAAGCCGUUCAGCGGGAAGCCCGUCGCGGCACAGUUUCGACAGGCGGCGAGGAAACGCCCAAGAAGAAGGUUGCGCUCGAUCGCCAGUUCUUCCGGUCGCUGUUGCGGCUGCUCAGAAUCGUGGUUCCGGGAUGGCGUAGCACGGAGGCCAGAAUGCUGAUCAGCCAUAGUUUCUUCCUGGUGCUGAGGACGUUGAUUAGCUUGCGUGUGGCGGAGAUGGAUGGUGCGAUUGUGAAGGCGUUGGUUAAGGGUAACGGCAAGGAGUUUUUGACGAGGAUCCUCAAGUGGAUGUUGAUUGCUGUGCCGGCUACGUUUACAAAUUCAAUGUUGUCGUAUCAUCAGGCGGAAUUGUCGCUCAAGUACAGGACGAGAUUGACGCAGUUUAUCCACGACAAGUACCUCUCCAACUUGACAUUUUACGGCAUCUCAGCGCUUGAUGACCGGAUAAAGAACCCCGAUCAGUUGAUUGCUGUGGAUGUUUCGAAAUUCUCUAAUAGUUUGGCGGAACUGUACAGCAAUUUGGCCAAGCCAAUUUUGGACAUGACCAUCUACACGUGGUCACUCUCCAAGAGCGUCGGUGGCGAGGGCGUCGUCUUCAUGUCACUCCUCGUUCAACUCUCCGCCAACAUCAUGAGAGUUCUCACGCCUCCUUUCGGCAAAUACGUCGCCGACGAAGCUAGACUGGAAGGCGAAUUCCGCUACCAACACUCGCGUCUCAUCGACUACAGUGAGGAAGUUGCCCUGUAUGGUGGCCAUGUCGCCGAAAAGGACACCCUAGACAAGGGAUAUUUCACGCUCAUCAAGCAUGUUAACUACAUUCUGAGACGGCGAUUCUACCACGGUUUUAUGGAGGACUUUGUCAUCAAGUAUUUCUGGGGCGCACUGGGUCUCCUUCUUUGCAGCGUGCCCGUGUUCGUCAAGUUACCCGGUCAGGUCACGAUGAACAUGGGCGACAGAACCGAGUCGUUUGUCACCAACAGACGAAUGUUGCUGUCUGCCUCUGAUGCAUUUGGCCGUGUCAUGUUCUCCUACAGGGAGAUCAUGGAGCUAGCAGGCUAUACUUCGCGAGUUGCGUCGCUUUUGGAUGUCAUGGACGAUAUCCAGUCUGGACAUUUUGAGAAGAGACUCGUUUCUUCUAGCGGCACAGAGGACAACGAGGCUGUUCUUCGUGGACGCGGAACUGUUCAUGAGAGUGAGGACAUCAUCACCUUCAUUGAUGUCCCGAUCAUCUCACCAAACGGCGACGUCCUCGUCAAAGCCCUCUCAUUCUCUCUAUCUCAAGGCGACCACCUCCUCGUCGUCGGCCCCAACGGCUGCGGCAAAUCCUCACUCUUCCGCAUCCUCGGCGGCCUCUGGCCCGUCUACGGCGGCACCGUCUACAAACCUCCCUUCCACGCAAUCUUCUACCUCCCCCAGCGACCAUACCUCUCACGCGGCUCCCUCCGCCAGCAAAUCAUCUACCCCGACUCCCUGCGACAAAUGCGCGCCCGCGGCGUCACCGACAGCGACCUCAUGUCCAUCCUCAAGCUGCUCGAACUCGAACACCUCGUGGAGCUAUAUCCCGAAGGAUGGGACGCCGAAGCGGAAUGGCGUGACGUACUGUCCGGUGGGCUGCAGCAGCGCGUCGCCAUGGCACGGCUCUUCUACCACCGGCCCAAGUACGCUAUUCUGGAUGAGUGCACGUCCAGCGUUACGCUGGAGACCGAAAAGGUCAUGUAUGAUAAUGCCAAGGCCCUGGGCAUCACGCUCAUGACGGUUAGUCACAGGAGGAGUUUGUGGAAGUAUCAUACCCAUAUUUUGCAGUUUGACGGUCAGGGCAAGUAUGUCUUUACGAAGCUGGAUGCCGAUAGGAGGUUGAAGUUGGAGGAUGAGAAGGAGGAGUUGGAGGUUAAGUUGCGGCAGGUUCCUGAGCUGGAGAGGAGGUUGGAGGAGUUGACGGCUGUAUGA